This is a messenger RNA of Spea bombifrons (plains spadefoot toad), 1920 nucleotides long. RefSeq lists its product as uncharacterized. The coding region runs from base 1 to 1920 and encodes 639 amino acids. The record is from RefSeq and is a predicted model, not a curated record. Lineage: Eukaryota; Metazoa; Chordata; Amphibia; Anura; Pelobatidae. The transcript has 13 exons.
AUGGCCGUUUUAUCUGCCGUGAGCUCCAGUGUCAAGCACGGAUAUUUUAUAUUCGGGGAACAAGAGGUGACCUUCAAGGACGUCACCCCUAGAGAAGACAUGAUUCUCAUAGUACGUUUCUAUCACUGGCCUGGGGGAAGCACCGCGUCGUCUCCUUGGCACCACCGGAGGAAUCUGGAGCCUUUACUGGCCAGCGAGGAAUGGGCAGCCGCAUGGACUGUACUGAGGCUCACAAAGCCGGCUUCUUCUAAGGCCAGAACAGGUCCAUCAGAUCCUGAAAGCAGUUCUCUGGAAUGGAACGCGGGGACACACGACCUGGCCCUGUACCACUGCCCUGCCCCACCGGUUCAAAACCUCCACGCCAUACUGCCGGAACAUUACGAGAAGAUGUUCGAACAAUAUGGCGGUGCCAGGAUAAGACUUUGCGUGUUCGGUGGAUCCAGGCCAGAGUUCCCUUUCCCUCCGGAGUCUCCAACAACCGAAGCACAGACCCAAGAGGCUCCAGAGGCAGCGUACAUCCCUCUCUCCCGGGCCGUGCCGGUUUCCGAGCCAUACUCUUCUAAGGACGCCAUUGACCUCUACAUCGACGGAGCUCGAUUCCUGCCUGACGCGGUCACCGUCACUCAAGUCACCGGAAGGAUAUUUGAUAAGAACUUUGAGCAGUUUGGACCUGACAUCUCAUGUGACGCUGACUUGGACAGCGACAUCUUCCACCCUUUCUAUAACUACUUACUCCAGAUCCGCUCACUGAACUUGCCACCUACAGCCACCCUGUUACUAAAGGUUUAUACUAUCGAUAGGUUUACUAAAGGACUGUCUCUGAUUGGAUGGGCAGCUCUCAAUCUCUUUGUGGAGUCUGGAUCCCAAAAAGCACCCACGUCAAACUCAGAAGAGGUUAAGAUCUCGUUAAACAAAGGCGCUCACCAAAUCCGCGUUUACCGAAAACCCCCGCCUACCGACCGGCCCUUCUCAGCGGCAUCCUUGGCAUCCUCUGGACGGAUUGUGCCAUGUGCCACGUUACUGGUACGCGUGAUGAGGGCGUCCGACGGGAAUAACCAGCAGCCUGCACAGAAGGGUGAAAAUAUUCCGCAAACGAUACCCCGUCCAGAAUACUCUCACAGGGUUUAUUUCUCGGACUCUGCUCAGCCCACUAAAGGAGAAAUCGAGCUCUACCGAUCGAUGAUAAACAGGUCGGCGGUUACGGUGGAAGACGUGAUCCUUCUACUCGCUGGAAGCUCCCGCGGUGGAUUGAUGUCAAACAGAGAGCUCUCUCAAUGGGCUCAGAAGAUAUUUGCUCAGAAGAAAGAUCAGAUGCCACCUCCAUUCAUGCUCUGUUGUGUCUCCCGUUAUCGCCUGAUGUCUGGAGUGAAGGUUUCAGUAGACAGAGCCCAGAAUUUGCCCUGGUCUGGUUUAACUUUGGGUCACGUUUGUCUUAACCCUCCCGGUGCCUUUUACUUUGGACAUCCAUGGGUGAAGUACGACCGCCCCGUCCCGGUGGAGAACAUCGAUCUAAACAGCAAUCAGAACUGUCCCGCGUGGAACGAUGGCUUCAAGACCUUUACGUGGAGAAUGUUUAAUGAGCAUUUGACGGUCAUUUUCCAACUGCAUGAGAUUCUGCUGCAAAAAGAGAAAGAAAAUACGAGAUCGGGCCCCGAACCCACAAAGCAGGUAGAAGGAGCUUCAGUUCUAGCGCAGGGGGCCCAGGCAUGGACGGCCCUGCGAGUAUUUUACAAACAUUACUGUAACACGGGGGCUUAUCGGCUUCCCCUCUACCACGGAGCGCCAAGUCCGGAAGCGUUACGAGCACUGGGUACAGAAGAUUGUCGCGUGGCAUUAAAGAAUAUGGAGCAGAAACAAGCGGUGAGAAAUUAUUCCCCCCCAGCAGAACAAGACCCCCGUACACAUACCUGCAAAAGGUGA